This is a messenger RNA of Vanessa tameamea, 2466 nucleotides long. It is a transcript of the gene Coq8, whose product is annotated as atypical kinase COQ8B, mitochondrial. The record is from RefSeq and is a predicted model, not a curated record. The transcript has 9 exons. Lineage: Eukaryota; Metazoa; Arthropoda; Insecta; Lepidoptera; Nymphalidae. Gene Ontology annotation, biological process: ubiquinone biosynthetic process. Bases 163 to 2085 code for a protein of 640 amino acids.
GUUUUCAAUUUUACGAUCUUGUACUUAGAGCUUAUUAUAAAGUUAAACUGAUAAACAUAAUUUGUAAAACUAAGAACGAUAGUGUGAUUGUUAUGCUUUUCGAAUUAUUUAUAUGAUAUUUUAUUUAGUCUUACUUACUUUUACUAGAAAAGCAAUCUGGCAAUGUCACAUAUUAAUGACUUGAUGGGUGUAGUCAGAGGUAUUCGCCAUGUAAUAGAUGCGGGAUUAAAGUUACAACAGGAAAGUGCUAGACUAAUCUGGAAUAACUCUAGCCUAAAACAACCUCUCCAGAAUUGCUCACUUAACCCACUCAUAAAUUACAAACCUAACCCAGACUUACUCAAUGAUGCUUUUGGAAGAGCUGAGGUGGUUGUGCAGGGUAUUAAACAAUACAUCACUAUGAAUAAUUUAAAUUCAAAUGGUAAUGUAGCAGAUGCAUCAAUGGCCAUGGAUCCAAAAUUGCAAGAAGACAUUGAUAUGCUAAACAAACAGUUCAAUGAAACAUUUGAGAGCUUAAAGCAAGCACAAAAGAAAAUUGUCUCCACUGUUAAUGUGCCUCCGGUUGAAGAACUUGCUAAACCAUUAGAUCAGAUACAAACUGACAAUGUUUUGGAUAAAAUACCAGCUAAUGAUAAUGCAGUUACAAAGCAAUUCUAUGUACCCACACCGCAGACGUUAAAAGCUUCUACCAGUUCUGCUCCUAAACCGGUUGCAAGAAAGAAAAUAAAGGUUUCACUAAGUGAGAAUUCAAAGGAACGUGUGGUGCCAUCUUCUCGUAUUGGUAGAAUGAUAUCCUUUGGCUCCCUGGCUGCGGGUCUCGGUGUAGGCACAGUGGCACAGUAUGCUCGGAACACUUUACAGUCUGUAACUGGAAAACCUGAUGAAACUUCGAAUAUAUUCUUGUCACCUGCCAAUGCAGAAAGAAUUGUAGACACAUUGUGUAAAGUCAGAGGUGCUGCUCUUAAACUGGGUCAGCUACUAAGUAUCCAAGAUGAAUCAGUCAUCCCUUCAGAUCUCCAGAAAAUAUUUGACCGUGUCCGUCAAUCAGCAGAUUUCAUGCCUAAAUGGCAAGUGGACAGAGUUAUGAGCUCUCAGCUGGGGGAGAACUGGCGCAAUUUAAUUCAGCACUUUGAAGAGCAACCUUUUGCUGCUGCCUCAAUAGGUCAAGUGCACUUAGCAGUUCUUCACAGUGGUCAAGAGGUGGCUGUUAAAGUGCAGUAUCCCGGCGUCGCGAAAGGCAUUAACAGCGAUAUAGACAACCUUGUUGGCGUUCUUAAAGUAUGGAACGUGUUUCCUAAAGGUCUGUUCAUCGACAAUAUAGUCGAGGUCGCUAAGAAGGAGUUGUCUUGGGAGGUGGACUACGUACGUGAAGCAAAAUGUACGAAGAAGUUCAAGCAGCUUCUAGCACCCUAUCCUGAGUACUACAUACCGUCGGUUAUAGAUGAACUCUGCGCUCAAGAAGUGAUAACGACCGAACUGAUCGACGGGACGCCGCUCGACAAGUUGUUCGAUGCGGAUUACGAGGUGCGAUACGACAUCGCUUACAAAAUAAUGCAGCUUUGCUUGAGAGAAAUGUUCAUACUGCGCUGCAUGCAGACAGAUCCGAACUGGGCGAACUUUUUCUAUAACACGAAUACAAAACAAGUGAUUUUGUUGGACUUCGGCGCAACUCGUGAAUAUUCCAAAGAGUUCAUGGACCAGUACAUUGAAAUAAUUAAAGCGGCUUCAGAGAAAGACCGAGAAGCGAUCUUGCACAAGUCUCGUGAAAUGAAGUUCCUCACCGGAUAUGAGUCGAAGGUAAUGGAAGAGUCGCACGUCGACACAGUCUUGAUAAUGGGGGAAAUUUUUACGAGCAAGGGAUCUGGUGAAUUCGACUUCGGCGCUCAGAAGACAACGAGACGCAUCCAGGCCAUAGCACCAACAAUCCUAACCCACAGGCUGUGUCCACCGCCAGAGGAAAUAUAUUCAUUGCACAGAAAACUCUCUGGCGUCUUCCUACUCUGUUCGAAGCUGAAAGUGAAAAUGAACUGCCGCGACAUGUUCCAGGACAUAUAUCGUCAGUAUAAAGCGAACGCAACUAACUAAUCCUUAUUUACGUCAUUAGUUCGCAUAUUAUAUGAUAAUUUAACAAUGCAUAGUACAUGUUCAUAUUAAGGCGAGGAUGUACGUGAAAUGGCUUCGUUUGAGAUUUUUAAUAUUUUUAACGAUUUUUAUACGUAAUCGAUGUAGCCCUUCCCCUCCCUGUAUCUUUAUGAAUCAGUGCGGGAAGUUACGUUGUGAUGAACGGACUUGUGACCAUUUUCUCCAAAGGCCACAGGGGGUGUGAUGUAACUUCUCGUAAACAUGUAACUAACACAAGUAUACAAUAACUUCUUAUAAAAAUUAUUAAAUUAAAUAUUCUUGUGAAAACUUUGUCCUCAAAGUUUAUAAAUUAUUAAUGUUUAUAUUUCUAGCUACCCGAAUAGC